CCCUGGCAGCAGCACGCACCUUGGGUCUCCCUCCUCACCAGCCCUCUCGCUCUGUGCCUGCCUGCUGCCCGCUGCUGCCACCAUGACCACCACCAUCCGCCAGUUCACCUCCUCCAGCUCCAUCAAGGGCUCCUCGGGGCUGGGGGGCGGCUCGUCCCGCACCUCCUGCCGGCUGUCUGGCAGCCUGGGUGCCGGCUCCUGCAGGCUGGGGUCUGCUGGGGGCCUGGGCAGUGUCCUGGGGGGCAGUGGCUAUUCUAGCUGCUACAACUUCGGCUCUGGCAGUGCUUACGGUGGCAGCUUUGGAGGUGUUGAUGGGCUGCUGGCGGGCGGGGAGAAGGCCACCAUGCAGAACCUCAACGACCGCCUGGCCUCCUACCUGGACAAGGUGCGCGCCCUGGAGGAGGCCAACACUGAGCUGGAGGUGAAGAUCCGCGACUGGUACCAGAAGCAGGCCCCGGGGCCUGCCCGCGACUACAGCCACUACUACCAGACUAUCGAGGACCUGAAGAACAAGAUCCUCACGGCCACUGUGGACAAUGCCAACAUCCUGCUGCAGAUUGACAAUGCCCGCCUGGCCGCUGAUGACUUCCGUACCAAGUUUGAGACGGAGCAGGCUCUGCGGGUGAGCGUGGAGGCUGACACCAACGGCCUGCGCAGGGUGCUGGAUGAGCUGACCCUGUCCAGAGCUGACCUGGAGAUGCAGAUUGAGAACCUCAAGGAGGAGCUGGCUUACCUGCGGAAGAACCAUGAGGAGGAGAUGAAUGCCCUGCGAGGCCAGGUGGGUGGUGAGAUCAACGUGGAGAUGGAUGCAGCCCCCGGUGUGGACCUGAGCCGCAUCCUGUCUGAGAUGCGUGACCAGUACGAGAAAAUGGCAGAGAAGAACCGCAAGGACGCCGAGGACUGGUUCUUCAGCAAGACAGAGGAGCUGAACCGCGAGGUGGCCACCAACAGUGAGCUGGUACAGAGCGGUAAGAGUGAGAUUUCCGAACUCCGGCGCACUGUGCAGGCCUUGGAGAUUGAGCUGCAGUCCCAGCUCAGCAUGAAAGCAUCCCUGGAAGGUAGCCUGGCUGAGACAGAGAACCGCUACUGCGUGCAGCUGUCCCAGAUCCAGGGGCUGAUCGGCAGUGUGGAGGAGCAGCUGGCCCAACUGCGCUGUGAGAUGGAGCAGCAGAACCAGGAAUACAAGAUCCUGCUGGAUGUGAAGACAAGACUGGAGCAGGAGAUCGCCACCUACCGCCGCCUGCUGGAGGGCGAGGACGCCCACCUGACUCAGUACAAGCCCAAAGAACCCGUGACCACCCGCCAGGUGCGCACCAUCGUGGAAGAGGUCCAGGACGGCAAGGUCAUCUCCUCCCGGGAGCAGGUGCACCAGACCACCCGCUGAGAGCUCUGCCUUCCUGGUCAGCCUCUCAGAGUUCCCCUGCAGCCUCAGCUCCUGGCUUCGGUCCUUUCCCAUACCCCUCCGCCUGACCAAUAAAGCUUGUUGACUCAGA
Molecule: messenger RNA, 1493 nt
Organism: Nyctereutes procyonoides (raccoon dog)
Lineage: Eukaryota; Metazoa; Chordata; Mammalia; Carnivora; Canidae
Product: keratin, type I cytoskeletal 17
Exons: 8
Coding region: 83-1384 (433 amino acids)
Cellular component (GO): keratin filament
Molecular function (GO): structural molecule activity
Source: RefSeq, a predicted model, not a curated record